GGGACACUACUCCGUAGGGACAAAACAAAAGCGAUAGCAUCUAAACAAAAACCGAUGAUGGAACACACACUCUGUUUCUGAAUUCGUUUCUUUCUCUGUGUACCAAUUUGUCUUCGGUUUCUGUUCCUCAAUAUCUUGGUCUCAAAAUCCCUGAUAGUAAAUCAUAUAAUGCUCAAAACCAUACAGAUCUUGGGCUGUUCAUCUGGGUUGGUUAAGCCCCAAACUACUAGAACCACUUGUUGUAGGCUCUCCUUCAUUUCUUCCCUCUCCACCAAACCAUUUUCGUAUUCUUUUUCUUCUUUGAGAGCAACCCAUUUGUUAUUUCCGGAACACUCAGCUCGCCGGACCCGUUUCCGAGCUUUCAGUAUGUCCUCGGCUCAUUCCGGGUCAACCCCAUCUGCCCCUUCUUCUUCUUCACCAACUGUGGUUCAGUCAGUUGGGAAUGCUCGUAAGAUAAAUUUCUGCCAGUGGUGCGGUGGUGCAACAAAGCAUGAGAUACCUGAUGGAGAGGAGAAAGUCAGAGCUAUUUGCACAGUUUGUGAUAGGAUUGCCUAUGAGAACCCAAAAAUGGUCGUGGGAUGUCUGAUUGAGCAUGAUAACAUGGUUCUACUUUGCAAGAGGAACAUUCAACCGUCGUAUGGCCUCUGGACUCUUCCAGCAGGUUACCUAGAAAUUGGGGAAUCAGCUGCCGAAGGAGCAAUCAGGGAGACCUGGGAAGAAGCAUGUGCAGAAGUUGAAGUUGUAUCCCCUUUUGCUCAAUUGGACAUACCUCUUAUCGGCCAGACCUACGUAAUUUUCUUAGCAAGGCUGAAAAAACCCCAGUUUUCACCAGGUCCAGAAUCAUCAGAAUGCCGACUGUUUGCACUUGAUGAUAUACCAUUUGAUUCUCUGUCAUUCUCAUCAAUGUACAUUGAAGAUGUGAAGGCAGGGAAGCUUAAGUUCCACUAUGGAACCAUUAAUAAAAGGCCUGGCACAAGUCCUUCUGACAUUAACGCAUAUACUUUGGAUUAUCAUAUGCAGUCCUGACAAGAUGGUUUCCAAACCCAGCUGGUCUGAUAAAUGGAGUUGAAACUGUAAGCACAUUGGUGGAGUCAGGGGUGUAAUCUAUGUUGAGAAAUGGUAUUCCGUAUCUCCAACUCCAGAAUCUGUUGUAUAGGCAUUUAAUAUUUGUUCUCCUAUUCCUAAUUCUGCAUAGUGCCAACUGAAUCAGCGACAGUUGAUGUGCAUACUUUGAGCAGCUGAAGAGGAUGGUUCUACUUGUUCU
Molecule: messenger RNA, 1264 nt
Organism: Fragaria vesca subsp. vesca
Lineage: Eukaryota; Viridiplantae; Streptophyta; Magnoliopsida; Rosales; Rosaceae
Product: nudix hydrolase 23, chloroplastic-like
Exons: 8
Coding region: 169-1026 (285 amino acids)
Source: RefSeq, a predicted model, not a curated record